AUGGCGGCGUUCGAGGCGCCGGAGGACAUGGCGCGCUUCGAGAAGAAGCUGAACCAGCGCAACACCGAGUACGCCGAACGCCAGGCGCGCGAGCUGGCCCAGCAAGCCUAUCUGCGCGGUGAGAAGGUCGACCUCUCGCAGUGGGAGACGGCCGCGAUCGAGCAGCUCAAGAAGGAGCUCGCCGAGAAGAAAGCCAAGGAAGACGCCCAGAAGGCCGCCGACAAGGCCGAGGCGGAUGCCGAGAAGUACGCCGCUGCCGUGCUGGCCGCCCAGCGCGCCGGCAAGCCAGUCCCUGCGCCCGCGCCGGCAGCUUCGGCCCCGGACAAGAAGGACGACAAGGCGAAGGAACUCUGGGAACUGCGCGACGAGCUGAAGAAGAAGCUCACCCGCGAGAAGCUCAAGCCCGCCGACCUCUACCCCGGCCCGGCGCAGUUCGUCUGGGCGAACAAGGCCGACGAACUCGUCUUCCAGUACCGCGGCGGCCUGUACCGCUGGCAGCCCGACGCCAAGGCGCCGACGCCGCUGGUCGCCACGCAGCGGGAGCUGCGUACGGUUGCCUACACGCCCGACGACACGGGCUUCAUCUAUAUGGACGAGACCCGCGUGCUGCGGCUGUCGUUCAAGCAGGCCGGCGUGCAGGUGGUCAACCGUGAGCUGAUCCACCCCGACGACGAGCAGAAGAAGUACCGCAUCGAGCAGACCGCCAUCAGCGAGGACGGCCGAUGGAUGUCCCUGCUGGCCAAGGCCCCGAUCAAGACCGCGGACGACAAGCCCGCGCCGCCGGGGCGGCAGGUCGAGAUCAUGAACUACAGCGAGCGCUUUGCCACGGCCAAGAAGGUGAACCGUGAGGUGUCCGACGACAAGCGCACCGAGAAGCCGCUGGCGCUGUACAUCCGCGCCGUGCCCACCGGCGCCGAGCCACCGCGCAAGCAGCCCGAGCCGGUGUUCACGAACAACGGGGGCGAUGUCUGGUUCGAGAUGAGCGACGUGGCCUGGGCCAAGGACGGCAGCCGGUAUGCCUUCACGACCUGGGAGCGCGAGAAGGAACUGUUGCGCGUCUACCUGGGUCAGGCGUCCGAGAGCGCCAAGCCCGAGAUGAUCCUGGAGCGUCGCGGCGACGUGGGCCACGAGGUGGUCAAUGUGCUCAAGCCCCGCUUCACGCCUGACGGCAAGACGCUCGUGCUGGCCCUGGACGAGGCCGGCUGGCGCCAGCCCUACGCCAUCGACGUGGCCACGCGCGCCCUGCGGCCCCUGAUGAAGGGCGAGUUCGAGGCCCACACUGUCAUCGGCUUCACGGCCGACAGCCAGGCCAUGUUCGUGCUGUCCAACCAGGGGGACAGCGCGGCCAUGAACGUGCUGCGGGUGGACCUGGCCACGGGCGCGACGCAGCCCAUCGGUGCAGCGGGCGAGUUCCACCGCAGUGCCGCGAUGUCGCAGGACGGCCGCUGGGUGGCCGCCAACGCGGGCAACUGGGCGCGGCGUCCCGAGCUCAAGCUGCUCGCCACCGACGCCCGCACGCCGGCGCGCGUGCUGACCGACAGCAGCGACAAGGCCCUGGCCGACCUGAAGCUGCUGCAGCCGGAGCGCUUCGCCUACACCAACCGUCACGGGGACCGCAUCCAGGCCUAUGUCUUCAAGCCGGCGGGCUGGCAGGCCACCGACAAGCGGCCGGCCGUGGUGUAUGUCUACGGCGGGCCGCUGAACGACCGGCACAUCGUGGAGGUCGACAGCUUCCAGAACACCGCCUACCUGUUCGGCCAGUACAUGGCCGCCAAGCACGGCUACGUGACGAUCGCCGUCGACCCGCGCGGCCACAGCAACUACGGCCGCAAGUUCUCGGAUGCGAACUGGGAGCGUGCCGGCGAGCCGCAGUCCGAGGACCUGGAAGACCUCGUCAAGCUGAUGCCCGCCCAGUUCGGCGUGGACGGCAGCCGCAUCGGCCUGAACGGCUGGAGCUUCGGCGGCUUCCAGACGCAGUACACCCUGUACACGCGGCCCGACCUGUUCGCCGCCGGCAUUGCCGGUGCCGGCCCCACGGAAUGGGAGAACUACAACAGCUGGUACAGCGGCCGCACCAUCGGCAAGACCGAGCGCAGCAAGCCCAAUCUGCGCAAGUACUCGCUGCUGCCGUUGGCCAAGGGCCUGAAGAAGCCGCUGAUGCUCGUGCACGGCAUGCAGGACCCGAACGUGCUCUACCAGGACACGGUCAACGUCUACCGCGAGCUGCUGGACUCGGGCAAGGAGUCGCUCGUGGAGCUUUUCCUGGACCCGGACGGUGCGCAUGCGCUGGGCGGCGUCGUCAAGCCGGCCGGCUGGCACCGCAAGUACGAGUCCUUCUGGCUGCGCCACCUCGGGCGCGCCACGCCCUGA
This is a messenger RNA of Ostertagia ostertagi, 2370 nucleotides long. The record is from the annotation of a GenBank genome assembly. Lineage: Eukaryota; Metazoa; Nematoda; Chromadorea; Rhabditida; Trichostrongylidae.